GCAACGUAGUAUUAGUGAUGCAGUGGCUGUCGGAAGAAAAAUAGUGGGUCACUUUAAGCACUCUGCACUUGCAUAUUCACGUUUGGAGAACAUUCAAAUUGAGCUCAAUAUGCCACCGAAGCGUCUGGUACAAGAUGUGCGAACACGGUGGAAUAGCACAUAUUAUAUGAUGGAGAGCCUCAUCGCUCAAAAACGAGCCUUGUGUGCAUAUUCCGCGGAGCAUGACCUGCCAGCCACACUGUGUGCACGUCAGUGGGGGCUACUUGAAAAGAUCGUAGCAGCUCUGGCCCCCUUUGAGGAGUUGACAAGGGAGGUAAGCUCCUCAUGGUCAUCAGCAUCUGAUGUUAUCCCCAUCGUCUGCGUCCUUAAGCGCGUUCUGUCUCGACGAAAUGAAAGUGACGAGGGAAUAAGGACGAUGAAGAUCACCCUUCUCGAGGCUGUUAACAGACGCUUCAAAGAUGUAGAAUCUGAGCCACUAUAUGCAGUUGCAACACUGCUGGAUCCAAGAUAUAAAGACAGAUACUUCACAAGUGUAGAAAUCUCAAACCAGGCAAAAGCAGCUUUGAUCGUAGAGGUGAGAAAGAUGGAGGAAGUGUUUAAAAGAAGCACAUCAGAUUCCUCAGAGCCAGCAGAGGGGACAUCUUGUGAAUCAGCUGCUGUGGAACCAGCAAGCAAGACUCCACGGAUGGAAACUGCAAGCCACAGCAGACUUGAAAGUAUUUUUGAUGAAAUCCUAAAGGAAAGCUCUGUAGAGCCUGCUCCUCAGUUAACCACCUCAAGUGCAUGUAUUGAAGUGCAAACCUACCUCAGUGAGCCAACUAUUCAGCGCUCAGACAAUCCACUGUUGUACUGGCAAGUCAACCAGCCUAGAUUACCCACUCUGGUUUGUACAGCAGCUAAAUUUCUUUGUGCACCUUCAACAAGUGUGGAGAGCGAGAGGCUCUUCAGUACAGCCUCCAUCAUUAUUGAUGAAAGGAGAAGCAGGCUGACAGCUGAGAAGGCUGAAAUGCUGAUCUUUCUAAAGAAAAACCUACCCCUUAUGUUAAAGUGAAGCAAGAAAAGAGUUCCACAAGUUCAGUAAGACAUCCCACUGUAGGUGUAUAUUUAUGUUAACCAUUAAGUAAGGGUCAAUUCUAGAUUUUUUUUUAAAGUAUAUAUUUUAUGUUGCAUUA
Messenger RNA from Polypterus senegalus (gray bichir), 1172 nucleotides. RefSeq names its product zinc finger BED domain-containing protein 4-like. Gene Ontology annotation, molecular function: protein dimerization activity. The record is from RefSeq and is a predicted model, not a curated record. Lineage: Eukaryota; Metazoa; Chordata; Cladistia; Polypteriformes; Polypteridae. Bases 110 to 1051 code for a protein of 313 amino acids. The transcript is spliced from 2 exons.